UCAGAAAUCCGUCAGCAAAGUGCCAAGUCUCAGAGGCCGCGCUGAAACGACAGAAGUCGACACAGCUUGCGUUCCGUGGCAGCACGUAUCUGAAAGUCAAGUAUUGCGGGAAAUUUGAACGUCAAUUACAUGUCAUAAUGAGAAUGACAUGUUAUGACCUUCCCUCUGUUCUGUCUCUUCUAUUUUUACCCUAAGCUUUGUAUGUCCUGUGAAAAACAUCUUGAUACAGAAUUAAGUAACUCAUCAGCAAGCGUAACAAGAUAAACGUAAGCAAAAGGCACUCGCAACAUGUUCACAUCUCCCGCCAAAAAUGUUCCGCCAGAAGGCAGCACCUGGCUAACUACAUCGGCCAAACAGAAGCACACCUCAUCUCUCUAGUUGGCUUCCCUCUCUCUCUUUCUUUUCACUCGAGUUUGAGUUGAAACCGUCUGGAUAAGAAGUACGGACGUACGAAGGCAAGUGAGGAGAGGUGAAGGGGCUCGGUCUCUGAAGUCAUCGCAAGUUUACUUCACGGUUGCGGAUUACCUGUGGUCUUUGCUCUCUGUGUUCGACGAACUUUCGCACUCGCCCAGGCCCUUUCGUUUUGGCGGGCUUUUCCCGGCUGCCCGACUUCGUAGAAACAUGGCUCGACGGAGGUCGUCAUCCUCUGCGUCAUUAGCCACACCGCUCUGUGCAGUCGCAGAGCUGAUGCUGGAAGACUAUGACCCCAGGCCUGAUGAGGAGCUGAUCUGCGUCAUCUGCCACUCGGUUUUACGCGAGCCCGUCGAGUGCCCCUGCCGCCAUGUUUUUUGUCGCCGUUGCAUCUCCGAGUGGGUCCGCAAAAACAACAGCUGCCCCGUGUGCCGCAAACGUGCUAUCUCGGCCUUUACACCCGCACUGCCUCUGAUACAAAACAUGGUCAACCGCCUCAAGGUUAAAUGCCGAAAUGCUGGCUGUGAUGCCCGUGUACCUGCGGAAAGUUUUGCGAAUCAUACGAGUGUGUGCGAGUUUCACGAAGUAAUCUGCCCGCAUGAAGCCUGUGAGCACCGGUGCCAGCGUUGUAUGCUGGAGUCUCAUGUGAAGCAGUGCCCACUUCGUGAGGUGACGUGUGACAAAGGUUGUGGAAUUGUGCUCACGCGGGACCGUCUCAACACCCACAGCUGCGUGGAUGAACUUAAGCGCAAGCUAGAUGAGGCCACAUCCGAGUGUGAUGACUGGAAACGGAAGGCCGAGGAUGCAAUGCAGGCACUUAACAGGCUUCGUGACACGUUGCACCGCUUGGGGGACACGGCAGAGGGCCUGGAGAACAACCUCGGCGACCUCGGAACGCGAAUUCGCUGUGCCGAAGCUGUGGCGGCCUCGUGGCGGCACGGUCGCCAAUCAAAUGCAGCAGUGCGGGCGAGUCGGGUCGUGCAUGAUGGCAUCGUCAGCAGCAGCACCACCAGCCUGCACCUGGGAGUCUUGUACGGUCCUCGUACAUCGCAGCUUCUAGAACAGGUCGAGAGUGACUCGGACCACAGCUGGAGUCUACGCUCGGAUGGUUCACACGAGUCUCUCCGAGAUGUGGAAGAGCUCUUCCUUGAUUUGAACAGCUGAACAGCUUCCUUCUGGCUGCUUAGCUUGAAGCUGAAACUUGUCAAUUUUCUAGUUAACCUGUAAUCACCGCUUUUUUUUUUCUCUUUUACCAUUUUGUUUGCCUGUUGCCAGAUGUUGUGACUUUGUUCUUACAGGGUACAGAGAAUCAAAGAAACCUUACAAGCUGCUUCUUACAUUGCACGACUGUGCUGUUUAGUUGCUGUGAGGAUAUUCUCAUCUGGGUUCAUUGAAGCAUCCUCUGCAGCCUGUUUCUUAGCCUCUGAUUAAACAUGGUGGUGCAAAUUACCUCGAAAUGCGAACGGCAGCUCCUUGUGUCUUGGGCUGCUGUUUGGCUUCUGGACCAUGCAGCUUCUAGAAUAUAAUUUGAAAGCAACUGAUACCUCAGCCAGAAUCUGCACUUAGUAUUCAUCACUUUCUCAAAAGCGAGAGAGCCCUGUUCUAUCAUUAUUUUUGCUUUGCUUAAUAGUACAUGCCCCCCCAUUCUUUUCUUUCUUUUUUGCUGUGCAUUGUGCAUUGUACAGCUUGCAUUGUACAACUGCGCUACUUUAGAGGAAGCAUUAGCAUGGGCCCAACUUUAAUGUUUAAUUUCUUCAAUCACACAAUUGGAAACCCAAAAAGGUACUAAUUAGAUGCCCAUCAAACCGAUUUGAAUGGAAGUUGCUGCCUUUAAGAAAUAAAGCAAAAUUUUACCAAUUGCAGGCCACAGAAAUUUGACUGAAUAUUUAAAAAAUAAAAUUGCAGAAAGUCACAAAAAUGCUGAAGCAUGAAAUUUAUAAAUGUGUAACGCAGUUCUGCGAGCUGUAUCUGUUAGAUUUUCUAAAGCAGACGAAUGUAAUGUAUCAAAUUACGGCUUGCAUGAUAUUGUUAAUUGUCUAUGGGAUGUCUUUGAAAUGUACUAUUUGCAGAUUAUUGAUGUAUGGCCUCCCGCAUUUUUAGCUAUAUCGCGCGAGCCUCCAUCAUGCGUCAUUUUAGUGCCUUUAAGCAGUGAUAAUCAGUAAGACCGUCAGAAGUACUCUAUAGUGCACUACGCACUCUCCUGUGCAAGAGUCGUCUAACGUGAUGUUCUCUUCAGGACGACGUACGACCAUAUUAUAGUGUUCUCGCGUGAUAUAGCUAAAAUUGCAGGAGGCUGUACAUUAAAAUAACACAUAAUAUAAAAAUUUUAUCUGUUCUUUAGAUGACCCAGUAGAUGCGGUUUACAGAAUUAGAGUUUUUUUUAGCUGUAGACUUCACAGAUAAAUGAAAAAUCUGCCUACAAUUGGUAGAUUCAAACAUUCUUUUCAGUGCAACGAAUCUUAUCAAAUGCAUUGGAGCUUUUGAGCAAAAUGAUUUCCCCAUUUCUGUGUAUAUGGAUAGGUGCUCUUGAGGUCAAGCUUUUUCUUAAUUAAAUUUUAUUUCUUUUCAUAAGCCAUGUCAUUCUGACAUUGAUAUGGUUCUGAAAUUCUUUUUAAGGAAGCUCGAUCUUCAUCACUGAUGACUGCUUAGUAUUGAAAUUUCAAGGAAUGAAAUACGAGUGUCAUGAUGUAUCUCGCAGCAAUUUUUCACCACAAAAAUGUUUUCUCAGCUGAGACAUAGUAACUGACAUUUCUGAAUGAUACUCUCGCCUCCUAGUUUAUUUUGAGCCGCGAAUAUUUGGAUACUCGUAUACCGGUGAAAAUGGUGGUAGGGCCCAAUAAACAUACUGCUACUGAAGAAUGUGCAAUACAGGUCAACGUGACUUGUCAGGAGGACCAUACUGUUUCAUUGUGCUAAGUCAUACAAACAGAGUGCCAGAACAAAAAACGGAAGAAAAAAAAAGGGCAUACUUACUCUUCAAAUAUGCAGGUACAGAAAAGGAAUGACCAGCAUCUUUCGAUGGGAUAUUUUGAGCAGAGAGAACUGAUCCAAAAGUGCUCUUGCGAGAGCUUGAACCAGCCACAACGACACCACCGAGGUUGGUGUAAGCACUGACGAGAGCACCUCUAGAGCAACUUCGAGUACUCCUAUAUGCAGAAGGGUUAAAAACUAAGCGUGUUGGUACAUUACGAGAAUACCUGGGAACAGCUCGAAAAAACUGGACAAGAACAGUCUGUGCUUGUGUUUUCUAUUGUCCAGUCUUUUUGUGCUGUUCCUAAGUAUACUCCUGUUUGCUCACUAGAAGUAUUACAAUAAGGAAAUGGGUUGUACCACACAGUGGAGGAAGUUUUAUAAAAGGAAAAGUUGUAUUCUGCCUCAAAAAAACAGGUCACUUUGUGCUUAUUUAGGUGGGUACCACCUUUUCCUUUAAUAGCAGUAUACCAUCUGUGUAGGCCUUGAAUGGUUGCCUUGUCAUCUAUCCACCUAGAGAAUGGCAUUGGUGGCCUUCAGUAGAUCCAGAUGUGUCCCAUCUUAGAAUUAUUCUAACCUACAGAAAAGCUGUUAUCACUUGAUAGUGAUAAUAUAGUGGCUUGCUUUAGUGUGCAAGCGCUGACUUAUAAACAGAGCGACUUUCUCUGUUGGGUUCACUCUUGCCUUAGAUGUUUGCGAAUAAUGAAAAUACUCGUGCGACUCCUUCGUCUUGCUUGUCAUGCUUUGGUGGUGCUGUUGCACUCUUGACAAUGGACUCUUCAACAGCAUUGGUAUGCUGUCAUAUGCAGGAAGUGGCUGGACAUCCGCAGAUUAAGGAAACUAACUGGACACAUUUUGCGAACAAUGGUGGUGUGGUAGUUGGUUUCUCUGCAUGCCAUUUGAAAUGUGCCUAAGGAACACUCCCGACUUUCUCGUAAAUUGCAGCCGAUGUUACAUUGUCUUCCAAGGAAUUUUUCCACUAAAAUGCAGAUAUGGCUGAUAACUAGUGGUAUUAAGAUCCUGAAAAACUAUUGGUAGCAAGGCUUUGUGUUGACCUUGUGCACAUGUAUGUAAUAGUGCAGAUUCAUAUUUUUUCUAUGACUUUGUGUCAUACAUAUUUAUAGUGUGAUUGCAAACAGUACAAAGGAAAAGCUCUAGAAAAAUGUGUGGGGAGCAUGACAAGAGUGCUUCUACAGUUUUUUAUCUCUAGGUGCAAGGCUGGCAGACUUGAAAAUUUGAGCUGCAGUAAUCUGCGGAAGUGUGAAAUUUAAUGGCACUUUUUUGAUUAUAUUUUUUCUCCCAUUCAAAUAACCAGGAGAAAUACAGCUAAGCUUUUCUGAUUGAACCUGUGUUGUUGUGUUGUACUCAUUUAUGUGUAGCAAUCCGAGCAUUGGCUGUUUUGUGCAAGCUGGCAGCCACUUUUUCUGUGCAAAUUUCUGCAGUGUGUUGCUGCUUGUGAUAGUGGUCUCCCACCUCUUUUGAACAUUUCCAUGCCUUUGUGAUAUUUUUUUCUAUACAUUCCUUUGUGUUGCCUGUUCUAUUAUGUGUGCCUUCGUUAUUUUUUUCCCCAUUUUGUGGCAUUAGCUGUUGUGAGGACAGUAAACAUGAGUUUCAGCAGGCUGUAUUGAUUGUGGUAUAAUUUGGCUGAAAAAGAGAACAGUGGUGGCUGUGUUUUUCAAGUACUGUGCCUUCAUGACGUCGGUGUACUAGUACUAAGUGCGCAUUGCUAGAGUGAAACUUUAGUGAAUUGCUGUGUAUUGCUUCUUCUUGGCGAAGCAUUAGACAGCUCAAGUAUGAUUUGGCCAUGGUGUUGCAUUGUAAUGCGCUCCUGACUGAUGGGAGCACUGGUUGCAUUUGAACUACAAAGGUGCAUACAAAAUGUACAACCUGUGAGUUGAUAGAUGUGCAAAGAUGUACGAGGCAUCAACUGGCGAUAUACUCCACAAUUAUCUGUUGUGCCUAUGUAGAAAGCGUUGUAUGGAGAUCUGUGUGUUGCUGUUUCUUGUGUUGAUUUCUGGUUUGGCAUGUUUUUUAAUUUCCAUAAGCUGUUUUAUGGCAAAUAAAUUUUUUUCUGGUAA
Molecule: messenger RNA, 5459 nt
Organism: Dermacentor silvarum
Lineage: Eukaryota; Metazoa; Arthropoda; Arachnida; Ixodida; Ixodidae
Product: RING finger protein 151
Exons: 5
Coding region: 622-1575 (317 amino acids)
Biological process (GO): positive regulation of JNK cascade; protein K63-linked ubiquitination; regulation of canonical NF-kappaB signal transduction
Cellular component (GO): plasma membrane signaling receptor complex
Molecular function (GO): zinc ion binding
Source: RefSeq, a predicted model, not a curated record